AUGACCGGCGACGCUGUGUGGACGCCCGAGCGCUUCUAUGCAGAGUACGAGGCGCCUGCAGGCUAUGACGGCCACCUAGAGCAGGUGCGCACUGUGCGGUACCUGGAUAACUUUUCCGCAGGCACGCGCGGAGCCGCCUCGGCAGAGUACUUCCUCGCCGCGGGCUACGCGGUGAUCUUUAUGAGCAGGCAGCACAGCCAGUUUCCUUUUACGCGCCUCUACAGUCACACCACGAACCCUUUCUUUGACAUUCUGCAGGAGCCAGAGACGAGCGAUGCGGGCAGCGGUGCGACGGUGCAGGUGCAAGAGGACCAGGUCGGGGCGCUCCUCCCCGUUCUCCACGCGUACCACCAGGCGCGGCAGUCGGGGCGGCUGCUCACGGUGCCGUUUGUGACCGUGGUCGAGUACCUCUUUCUGCUGCGCGGCAUCAGCGAGGCGAUGGCGCCGCUGGGCUCUUAUGCGAUGCACUACCUCGCUGCGGCCGUCAGCGACUUUUUUAUUCCCACCAACCGCAUCUCGGAGCACAAGAUCCAGUCCACAGACGGCGCCCUGCAGAUUACCAUGGACCCCGUGCCCAAGGUCCUCGCGAACCUCGUGCACGACUGGGUCCCCCAUGCAUACGUCGUGAGCUUCAAGCUGGAGACCGACGACUCUUUGAUCAUCCCCAAGGCAGAAAAGUCGCUCGAGCGCUACGGCCACCAGCUCGUGAUCGGCAACGACCUCGCGCGCCGCAAGACAGAGGUCGUGCUGAUCGAGCACGCGGCGCGGGCGGAUGCCAGCGCGAAGGAGCGCUUUACCAACGAGUACAUUCAUCUGCCUAAGGAUGCGCACGGGCGCGAGAUCGAGCAAGAUAUCAUUGCCGCACUCCAGGAGCGGCACAACCGCUGGAUCGAGGCGCAAGGGCAAUCAUAG
Molecule: messenger RNA, 912 nt
Organism: Malassezia japonica
Lineage: Eukaryota; Fungi; Basidiomycota; Malasseziomycetes; Malasseziales; Malasseziaceae
Gene: CAB2
Product: phosphopantothenate--cysteine ligase (ATP)
Exons: 2
Coding region: 1-912 (303 amino acids)
Biological process (GO): coenzyme A biosynthetic process
Cellular component (GO): cytoplasm; nucleus
Molecular function (GO): phosphopantothenate--cysteine ligase activity
Source: RefSeq, a predicted model, not a curated record